AACGCAUCCCUGCUGCUGCGGGACCUGCGGCUCAGUGACAGCGGGGUGUACACUGUCAGCCUCCAGCACCAAAGACAAAUCAGGCACAUCGCCCUGACCGUGCUCGUGCAGCCUGUCCCCACAGAUCCUACCAGCAAAGGCACUUCUCAACCAGCAGGAAGAAUAGCCACACGCAUCCCUUGCUGCAUCCUCGGAGGCUGCUACUGCUUCAUCCUGCUGCUCCUGCAGCUGCUCUUCCACCUGUGCUGGCUGCGGGGCAGCCGUGGGGAAGCCUGCGGCUGCUGCUGGGGAGAAGGGAGCCAGCGUGCGGGAGCAGCCAGGGCCGGGGCACAAUGAAGUGCCCAGAGUGGGGGGGGGCACAGGGGACACCCCACAGCCCCCUCUGUCCCCGCAGCCCCAAAGCGUGCAGGUGGCACAGGAAGGAGCCGGGGCUCGCCCGCCCGCCCGCAGCGAACCCCACGGCGCCGAGGGGCUGAGCGAGAGCCUCCGACUUCCUCCUGGCCCAGGCGAGCGCAGCAGCCGCAGGCGAUGUGUCCCGGCCGGCGCUGCUGGGGCCUCGGCUCCCUCCUGCUGCUGCUGCUGCUGCUCGGGCGAAACCUGGGCUUUCUCCUGGAAAUCCCGCAGGAUGCAGUCACUGGCACCGUGGGGCAGUCCGUGCUCCUGCCCGUCUCCUACAGAUGCAACAGCACCUCUUGCUUCCCGGUGGCAAUUCAGUGGCUGUUUAGUCACCCCUUAGAAACAAUCAUCGCCUGCACAGUGCAGAACUGCUCCCUGGAUGAUGGGGGGGCUCCCAAGAACUGCUACAAAAAAUGUUACCCCAAUCCUACACAUUCAGGCCGUGUUGUGCUCUUCCCCGAGAACGCAUCCCUGCUGCUGCGGGACCUGCGGCUCAGUGACAGCGGGGUGUACACCGUCAGCUUCCAGCACCAAAUACAGAUCAGGCACAUCACCCUGACCGUGCUCCAGCAGCCUGUCCCCACAGAUCCUACCAGCGAAGGGCAAAACCUGGGCUUCCUCCUGGAAAUCCCGCAGGAUGCAGUCACUGGCACCGUGGGGCAGUCCGUGCUCCUGCCCGUCUCCUACAGAUGCAACAGCACCCCUUGCUUCCCACUGUCAAUUAGGUGGAUAUUUGGUCACACCUCACAAGUAAUCAUCGCCUGCACAGUGCACAACUGCUCCCUGGAUGAUGGCGGGGCUCCCAAGAACUGCUCCACAACCUGUUUCCCCCAUCCUGCACAUUGGGGCCGUGUUGUGCUCUUCCCCGAGAACGCAUCCCUGCUGCUGCGGGACCUGUGGCUCAGUGACAGCGGGGUGUACACCGUCAGCCUCCAGCACCAAAGACAAAGCAGGAACAUCACCCUGACCGUGCUCGAGCAGCCUGUCCCCACAGAUCCUACCAGCAAAGGGAGAAACCUGGGCUUCCUCCUGGAAAUCCCGCAGGAUGCAGUCACUGGCACCGUGGGGCAGUCCGUGCUCCUGCCCGUCUCCUACAGAUGCAACAGCACCCCUUGCUUCCCAGUGGCAAUUCAGUGGCUGUUUAGUCACCCCAUAGAAAGAAUCAUUGCCUGCACAGUGCAGAACUGCUCCCUGGGUGAUGGGGGGGCUCCCAAGAACUGCUCCACAAACUGUUACUCCUAUCGUACACACUGGGGCCGUGUUGAGCUCUUCCCCGAGAACGCAUCCCUGCUGCUGCGGGACCUGCGGCUCAGUGACAGCGGGGUGUACACCGUCAGCUUCCUACAGAACCAAAGACAAAUCAGGCACAUCACCCUGACCGUGCUCGAGCAGCCUGUCCCCACAGAGCCUACCAGGGAAGGCACUUCUCAACCAGCAGGAAGAAUAGCCACACGCAUCCCUUGCUGCAUCCUCAGAGGCUGCUACUGCUUCAUCCUGCUGCUCCUGCAGCUGCUCUUCCACCUGUGCUGGCUGCGGGGCAGCCGUGGGGAAGCCUGCGGCUGCUGCUGGGGAGAAGGGAGCCAGCGUGCGGGAGCAGCCAGGGCCGGGGCACAAUGAAGUGCCCGCAGUGCCCGGCCACAAGGAAGGCGCUCAGCUGCUGCCUCGGGGCUGCUUUUCCCUCUGGCACCUGCCCCUCUGCUGGACAAACCGGGCUCCCGGCCCCUGCCUGCCCCCAGUGCACAACCACUCCCCACGCUCACAUACCCCUGCUGUGAAAUUCCUGCUCCCAAUUCAAACACCAAAUAAACACCUUUCCUCUGGCC
Molecule: messenger RNA, 2219 nt
Organism: Anas platyrhynchos (mallard)
Lineage: Eukaryota; Metazoa; Chordata; Aves; Anseriformes; Anatidae
Source: RefSeq, a predicted model, not a curated record